Cetraspora pellucida is the source of this 1692-nucleotide messenger RNA. Lineage: Eukaryota; Fungi; Glomeromycota; Glomeromycetes; Diversisporales; Gigasporaceae. The record is from the annotation of a GenBank genome assembly.
AUGCCUCGAAUCUAUACCUUGAAUGAUGUAGGUAAUAGUGAUGGCAGUAAACUUGGAAGCCCUCCAUCCAAUCGAUAUCCGCCUAGCCGUUUAGAGCUUGAAGAACAGCUAAAAAAAGAUCGUGAAAUGUUUAUAAGAUCUGCCAAACGGCUUAUAACUAAAUAUCAUAUCUUAGAUAAUGAAAAUAAGCAUAUGCAAAAUGAUCUGAACCACUCACGUGAAGAAAAUAAGCGUAUGCGAAAUUCUAUGAAUCAAAUUAUCCCCCUAACUGAGCAACUUGAUAGUUUGAAUAAUAAGCUUGGCUCUCGAAUUAUUUGCGAACGAAAGUCUCAUGCCAAUCUUAAUGUUAAGCAGUUAAAAGAAAUAGAAUCGCUAAAGUCUGAGAUUAAUUUAAAGAAUUCUGAAAUCACCCCUCUUGAGGCUAGAAUAAAUGAACUGGAGGUAGAGUUAGAACAGACAGCACAAAAAGCUUUAUUAAAGAAUACCGAUACUACCCCGUCACUUCAUGAGAUUAAAGUGAAGGAAUUGGAAAAUGAACUAGAGCAAGUUACACGAAAUUCAUCAUUUAGGGAUGGAUUAAUUUUCUGUCUCCGAUCUAGAGUAAGUGAUCUGGAAGAUGAACUAGAACAGAUCUUUCUAAAACCACAUCUGUCAUCGAACAAUUCAAAAACAGGUGGCGAUAUAGUAGAAGAAGUAUCCGGUUUCUCUAAGACCCCCUCUUUUCCUUCACACCGCACAGAGCUUGAACCUGAUGAAAGCAUAGAAAAAAAUGUAGUAGAGUCCCCAAUAGACUAUGCUGAUCAAAAAUCGAAAGAGAAACUCGAUAGUAUUUCAACCUUACCUAUUGUUACGUUAGGGGUUGGCAAAUUUUUCGCCCAACCAAAAAGGAAGAAAUUUUUUAUCCAGUUUAUAGAUAUCCAAUCCGCCAUGCAGAAGAAUUCAAAGACAGAAAUACCUCCUAUGAAACUUCGUCUUUUGGAUAUGGAUGAAGUUACAAAACAUGAAUCAUCCCGAAAUAUUGGUCAUCCGGCGAUGACAUGGCCUUUUAGCAUGUUAGUUACUGGGAGAAGUGGUACAGGUAAGACUAACUUACUUGCAAAUCUUGUUCUUGGUAAUAAGGAUGAAUAUGUGCAAAGAGGGAAAAGGGGUGGGUCUCGCUACAUUAAAUGUGACGAUCUAAUUAUUUGCGGGUAUCAUCCUGAUGAGCCAAAAUGGGCAUAUGUGAGAUACAUAUAUAAUAUGAUUUCAAAAGACCCAAGAGCGCCUUACUACAAGGAUAUUAGUUUCAGUUAUAUUCCUCCUGAAAAAAUUCCUAGUACAAGAACUUUCUCACCUGAAAGAAGCAAAUUAAUUAUUAUUGAGGAUUUAUGUUUAGCUCCAGAGCAUAUACAAAAUCGAAUUGGUCAGUUUUUUGGAAAUGGACGCCACCGAAAUAUUUCAUGUAUAUAUGAGACGCAAAAAUAUCAUAAAGUCGAUACAUUCAUUCGCGAAAACUCAACUCAUUUAGUAUUAUUUAACUCUGGUAGCAGUAUCCAAGAUGUGUCUAAAAUUGUUGGACGAUAUACCGAUAAUGUAAAGGGUGCAUCCAUGGUUAUUAACAGCUAUCUACGCAAAAGCGAGUUUGUUGUAUUUGAUCUUAGCAGAUCGGAGGAUGAUCCUCUUGCAAUUCGGCUAAGGUUUGACACACCAUAG